Salvelinus sp. IW2-2015 is the source of this 2415-nucleotide messenger RNA. NCBI's taxonomy places the organism in Eukaryota, Metazoa, Chordata, Actinopteri, Salmoniformes, Salmonidae. The record is from RefSeq and is a predicted model, not a curated record.
GGUAUAUAAGACUCAUUCUACCAACAUAGCCCCUACCUGCUCCGUACACCAGUUUAUUAUCAUAUCCGUAUCAAUCGUUUAAUUAUUUAUCUAGAGUAAUUUAACAUAACGCUGAAUUAAUUAGGCUUAGCUCUGAGUUGAUACGUAACAUCGUCUCCAGGCUUCUUUUCUUUUUUUGGCCUUCAUCAGCCUUUUGUAUGAGCCUACCUGCCUUCGGUGCAGUCGUUGGCCAUCAUGAACUACUGCAUGCCUGACAUGUAUGAGAUGCCUCAUGGCGUGGGCGGUGGCUACCCGAUGCAGGGCGGUGGGGAGUACUGCAUGUAUGGAGGUGAUGAUCCCGGGGGGUACGGGCACUGUGAGCCCCAGCCCAUGCACCAGAUCCACCCUCCCUGCAUGGAGCAGGCUUGGCCACCCAGCCAGCCCUACGCCUGCUCCUACCCAGGACCCAACCCCGUGUUCAAAAGUGAAUACUGCACCAUGGAAGUGCCUCUCAGCCACUACAACCACCAGCCCGACUACUAUUCUGAGGGGAAGCCUGACUUCUCCCACAUGCAGUGGAUGCAAGAGGUCAACAAGAAAGGGUACAUCCCCAGUUACCUGGACAAGGAUGAGUUAUGUGUAGUAUGUGGGGAUAAAGCUACAGGAUAUCACUAUCGCUGUAUCACCUGUGAAGGAUGCAAGGGUUUCUUCCGGCGGACGAUCCAGAAGAACCUGAACCCGACGUACGCUUGUAAGUACGAGGCAAAGUGCGUCAUCGAUAAAGUGACCAGGAACCAGUGCCAGGAAUGUCGCUUCAAGAAGUGCAUCGCUGUCGGCAUGGCAACAGACUUGGUGCUGGACGACAGCAAGCGGCUCGCCAAGCGGAAGUUGAUCGAGGAGAACCGUGAGCGGCGGCGGAAGGAUGAGCUCCAGAAGACGGUGUGGGACCGGCCUGAGCCGUCCCAGGAGGAGUGGGACCUGAUCCGCAUGGUCACCGAGGCCCACAUGUCAACUAACGCCCAGGGCAACCACUGGAAACAGAAACGCAAGUUCUUGGUCGAGGAAGCAAUGCUACUUAAUGAAAUAACAUGUAAUUUAUUCUAUACUUCUGACCAGAGUGCAGUGGGGGUGAAGGAAACCAAGCCUGAGGACAUUGGUCAAGCACCGGUCAUAAAUGCACCUGAAGGGAGCAAAGUGGACAUUGAAGCCUUCAGUCAGUUUACAAAAAUUAUCACCCCCGCCAUUACCCGAGUGGUGGACUUUGCCAAAAAGCUGCCUAUGUUCUGUGAGCUGCCUUGUGAAGACCAGAUUAUCCUAUUGAAAGGCUGCUGCAUGGAGAUCAUGUCUUUACGGGCGGCCGUUCGCUACGACCCCGAGAGUGAGACGCUGACGCUUAACGGAGAGAUGGCCGUGACCCGCGGCCAGCUGAAGAACGGAGGCCUGGGUGUGGUGUCGGACGCUAUCUUUGAUUUGGGCUUAUCGCUGUCUUCGUUCCACCUGGACGACUCUGAGGUCGCUCUGCUACAGGCCGUCAUCCUCCUGUCCUCCGACCGUCCAGGGCUGACCAGCGUGGAGCGUAUUGAGCGCUGUCAGGAGGAGUUCCUUCUGGCCUUUGAACAUUACAUCAACUACCGCAAACACAAGGUGGCGCAAUUCUGGCCCAAGCUGCUGAUGAAGGUGACGGACCUGCGGAUGAUCGGGGCGUGCCACGCCUCCCGCUUCCUGCAUAUGAAGGUGGAGUGCCCCAACGAACUCUUCCCCCCACUCUUCCUGGAGGUCUUUGAGGAUUGACGGACAGACGGGCCCACACACCCUGCUGAGGUGUGUGUCGGAGUGUGUGUGUGCGUGGGCGCCUGGCGGGGGCUACGACAGUGGGCCUCAGAGUGGCUCUAGGCGUCUUGCGACACGUUGUUGGAACUCUCAUUAGCACUACUGAGUCACUUCAUUCCAUACCUUAGGUGUAGCCUAGCUUCUCAGCCUAGUUCUUAUGGAUGGAACCAUCCCUUAUGAUGCGGGUACAUGUGAAUAGCAUUUUCUUUUGGUUUUUAUUUUGUAAAUGUUUCACUUCUCAGUUACUUCUCUAUAAGUUUUUUGUGCUAAUUGUACAGUCUAAUUGCUGUCGUCGACAGUGCUCGUUCAGUCAGUCAUACAAACCAUGCAACGUGUAGUGUUUAAUUUUAGUCCAUUUUAAUACCGAAUGCUGACUCCACCAACACUGAGAAGGUCAGUGACAGACAGCAGAAGCCAGCUAACCAGCAUUAUUCCCUUUCUUUUCGCAUUCUCUUCCUACGAUACUUCCCCAGUCAAGGGAUGUGGAGUAGCUUUCAUACAGGUGUCCUUCUGGUGCUGGUGUUCUGUGAGAGCUACAGUUGAAGUCGUAAGUUUACAUACACUUAGGUUGGAGUCAUUAAAACUUGUUUUUCAACCACUCCACAA